AUGACUGCCACCAAGACCGCACAACAGCAGCACCACCAUCGAUCAACCCUCUCCCAGACUAACAAGCCAUUCAAAGCAAGACACGCAACCAAGGGAUCCCUGAAGCAGGUCGCUAAAGGUUGGAUCUCAACACUGGGGUUCAACGAACAAGGUUUCAACAUACUGAUGAUCGUGCUUCUCUCUGCUCCAGGUAGACUCGAAAAGGAUUCAAGCACCAACAAAUCAAAACAUGCCAGCCAAACUGGCCAGAAGGCUAACCGGAAAAACCAAGCAAAGCAACUACAGGCACACAAAGCCGCCCUCCAAGCAGGCUGUCAAAAGGUCUUCUCGGGUCCCAACCCAGCUCCCAGAGUCAUCGCAAUCCUAGCACUAUCCGAAGAUGUAGACCCACUAGUCGAUGUCUUGAACCCAAUCCGAUCAGCCUCAAAUCUCACCCAUCCAAUCGAUCCCAGCUCCAGGACGAUCUCCUUCACCUGGCCUACUUCAUCUCGCUCAUCCCCCAGUCUACUCCAGUUCCUCCUCAUCCCACACCGUACACCGCUCGGACAGGUGCUAUCUACCGUAUCUGCAUCCGACUUCUUGAUCACUUCUCUGUCGGCCGUAGAAGAAGUCACUGCCUGGGGUGAAUCGACCCUCAGGGCUAUCCAAGCGCUUGGUGGCCCAACUCUGGGCGUCCUUGGACUUGUCUCUCACCUCGAAUCAUUAAACGGAACUAGAGAAACUCAAAAAACUCGCGAGAGUCUCACCAGCUUUUUACGUUAUUUCUUCCCCGAAUCUCUCUUACUCAAUCGGCUCGUCUCAGUCGAUAGGCCUGAAGAAAUCUUAGUAGCAGUCCGGAGCAUCCUCGCCAAACUACCCAAUCGAGCGUCAAAUGGCCUUCCACUCGGCUGGAGAGAGGGUCGAGCUCGGCUGGUUGCUGAAAAGAUUGAUUGGGAAGAGGGAACCCUGAAAGUAACCGGGCAUGUCAGAGGCGGAAGGUUCAGUGCGAACAGACUAGUGCAUUUGCCCUUCUUCGGUGACUUUCGAGUCAGUAUGAUGACCAUGGCUGAGGAUGGAAAAGUGAUAUCAGUUCGUACAAAUGAGGAAGCAGAUGACCUUGUCUCGGAGAACUGUCCUUCAGUGGGUGACGAACUGAUGGCCGAACAAACCUGGCCAACCGAAGAAGAAAUAGCUAGCGCACCUGCCCACCAACAGAAGACCGCCGGAAACAAGAAAGCGAGACGUGUUCCCGUCGGUACCAGUGAAUACCAGGCUGCAUGGAUCGUUGACGAGGACGGCGAAGGUCUCGAAGAUGAUGAUGACGAAGAAGAAGAAGAAGAAGAUGGAGAUAUCGAAGGAGAUAUCGAGUUCGACAAAUCCCCAGAUCAACUUGAGCAAGAUGAUGAUGAUGAAGAUGAGAUGGAGGAUUUGAAAGUCGACAACCAAGCCGGAUCGUCCAAGGAUGUACACUUUAUGGACCUAUCAGACGAAGCUGAGCAGGCCGACCUAGCUCAGUAUCGCGCCGACCGACAACGCGAACGAGAUCGCGCCGCAAAAGAAGACGAAGAGUUUCCAGAUGAAAUAGAUACUCCGCUAGAUAUCCCAGCCCGAGAAAGGUUCGCAAGAUAUAGAGGGAUGAAGAGUCUUCGAACGAGUGAAUGGGACCCUUACGAAAAUUUACCGAUCGAUUAUUCAAAGAUUUUUGCUUUCCAAGGAUGGAAAUCUAUGGGUCGAAAGUUGGCUCACAAAGCAAAUGAACAGGAAGCAGGAGCUGGACCUGGCAUGUACAUUACCCUUCACAUCGAGCAAUUCCCACAGUCGGGGUUCGAAGCUUUGGUUUCGUCUCCUCAACAAACCUUAGUCGCCUUUUCACUCCUCAAACAUGAACAUAAAUACUCUGUGAUGCACUUCACAACGCAAAGGAAUACGGACCGUCGAUCCGAGCGAGCAACAACGUACACAAGUUUGAGCGCUAUCUGCGACCCGGGUAAGAUGAACAUCGGGAGUGUUUAUAUGCCUGUCACUUUCGGCUCGACGACACCCGUGCUCGUGUUCAAACAAGAGGAAGAUCUCGAUCUGCCUAUCAGCUUCGUCGGUAAUGGGACUCUGAUCGGUAGUGAACCGCAGAGGAUUAUUGCCAAGCGGAUUAUCUUGACCGGUCAUCCGUACAAAGUUCAUAAGAAAACGGCGACCAUUAGAUAUAUGUUCUUCAAUCGUGAAGAUAUCGAAUAUUUCAAGCCGAUCGAGCUGAAGACGAAGAAAGGAAAGGUAGGACACAUCAAGGAGCCGCUAGGAACCCACGGGUAUUUCAAAGCGAAGUUUGAUGGGAUGAUCGACCAGAUGGACACGAUCUGCUUAUCACUCUACAAACGAUGCUUCCCGAAAUGGUCGACUACUAAAUUGAUCAACUUGGACCACCACCUUUCUGCCGUUUUCUUUAAUUCUAACCAUAUCAAUCAUUGCUCUACUGGUCAUCCCUCUCUCACUUCCGGUACAAUGGAAAUUGAUAGCUAA
Molecule: messenger RNA, 2493 nt
Organism: Puccinia graminis f. sp. tritici CRL 75-36-700-3
Lineage: Eukaryota; Fungi; Basidiomycota; Pucciniomycetes; Pucciniales; Pucciniaceae
Exons: 4
Coding region: 1-2493 (830 amino acids)
Biological process (GO): endonucleolytic cleavage of tricistronic rRNA transcript (SSU-rRNA, 5.8S rRNA, LSU-rRNA); maturation of SSU-rRNA from tricistronic rRNA transcript (SSU-rRNA, 5.8S rRNA, LSU-rRNA); ribosome biogenesis
Cellular component (GO): preribosome, small subunit precursor; nucleus
Molecular function (GO): GTPase activity; GTP binding; U3 snoRNA binding
Source: RefSeq, a predicted model, not a curated record